Ustilago hordei is the source of this 1188-nucleotide messenger RNA. RefSeq lists its product as uncharacterized. The record is from RefSeq and is a predicted model, not a curated record. The transcript is spliced from 2 exons. Lineage: Eukaryota; Fungi; Basidiomycota; Ustilaginomycetes; Ustilaginales; Ustilaginaceae. The coding region runs from base 1 to 1188 and encodes 395 amino acids.
AUGAGUAUCCGACCCCCACCAGUCCCAACCAUUGAAGAGGACCUUGAUGAUCUGGGAUACACAGAGGAGAACCUAUUUGAUGAGAGAGAGCGAGAGCCUUUGGAAGAACACGUGGACAUGGAACUAACCCUCGAAGAGGAGGGACUCGGAGGGCCACACUGUGACGAUGAGAACCCUAACGGGAUACCAGAGGAAGGGAGAACGACAAAGGAGAGGGAAGAGUAUGCACCGGUGCCAUCCGAGAAAAGGGGCCCAUGGCCGAACUGGAGGCCAGCUAGAAACAUGCGCAACCCGGAGACCUGGGUAAAGAAGAGUUACUUCGGGUUGACGGCAGCCAAGGUCAAGGAAGGAAAGGACAGCCUGAACCCAACUGUUCACGAGGUGCUGGCUGGAAAGGAUAAGAGGUUCUGGGAAGAAGCAAUGCGCAAGGAAUUGGAUGGGCUUGAAGCGAUGGGAACGUGGGAAACGACCGACCUACUGCGGGGCAUGAACACAGUCGACACACGAUGGGUGCUCAAGAUCAAGACUGAUGCAAACCUGGUCCCCACAAAGUACAAAGCAAGAUUGGUAGCGCGAGGGUUUACCCAGAGAGAGGGCUUAGACUACACAGAAAUAUUUGCGCCAGUGGCACCCAUCCAGGCAAUAAGGGGAGUGCUGGCCAUCGCAGCCGUACGGGACUGGGAGAUCGAUUCCAUCGACGUCAAACAGGCUUACCUCAAUUCAAGCCUGCGUCAUGAUGUCUACCUAAAGCCACCAGUAGGAACCAGGGUACCUCCAGGAAAGGUAUUGAAACUCAUAAAAGGGCUCUAUGGUCUAAAGCAAUCAGGUCGGGAAUGGAACAUCGAGCUGGAUACCCACCUCCAAAGUAUCAGCUUCCACUGCAUGCCGAGCACCCCAUGCCUUUACUCAAGGGGAGCGGGCGACCAACUCACAGUCAUCAUGGCAUAUGUGGAUGACAUGCUGAUCGCAUCGCCGUGCAGAAGGGAGGUCGACCGUACCAAAGCCGAGAUCAUGGACAAGUGGGGAACAGAGGACAACAGACCUGUAGGAGAAUUUCUUGGAAUCAAAAUCACUCGAGAGAGGAGACAAGGUAGGAUCACACUCGACCUAAGUGCAUACAUUAAAAGCAUGGAGUCGCUGGAGGAAACAAGUGCAACCCAGAUCAGGCCAAACGAUAUCAAGAGCUAG